Messenger RNA from Knipowitschia caucasica, 918 nucleotides. The record is from the annotation of a GenBank genome assembly. Lineage: Eukaryota; Metazoa; Chordata; Actinopteri; Gobiiformes; Gobiidae.
AUGGCUGCUCAGAGGAAAGCUGAGACCGAUAAUGCGAACAGACAGAACUUAUCGCCCGGGAUCUUGGGGGCGAGGGCUUCCCAACAGACUGUGAUGCAACGGAAAGCAGACGACAUUGUUGGGGAGGGACUGAGGGGAGGAAAUCGGAAGCGUUACGGGGGACGAGGACAGAGGACAAGGACCAGCACGCACCAGGACCAGCACGCGCCAGGACCAGCACGCGCCAGGACCAGCACCCGCCAGGACCAGCACGCGCCAGGACCAGCACGCGCCAGGACCAGCACGCGCCAGGACCAGCACGCGCCAGGACCAGCACGCGCCAGGACCAGCACCGGCACGCACGAGGAGCAGCACGCCCGAGACCUGCAGAGCCCACAUACAACGCCCCGUAAAGCUGAGCCCCAGCCCAAGCGGCGCAGCGGACCCGGCCCAGCGGAGCAGCAGACCCGGCCCAGCGGAGCAGCGGACCCGGCCCAGCAGAGCAGCGGACCCGGACAAGCGGAGCAGCGGACCCGGCCCAGCGGAGCAGCGGACCCGGCCCAGCGGAGCAGCGGACCCGGCCCAGCGAAGCAGCGGACCCGGCCCAGCGGAGCAGCGGACCCGGCCCAGCGGAUCCGGCUCAGUGGAGCACUGGACAUAAUGCCAGACAAGCUGAGUAUUUACAGGGACGUGACCAAACUGCCCCAGAUUCUCCCCAGCGGAGCAGCAGACCCGGCCCAGCAUAGCGGAGCAGUGCGCGCCAGGCCCAGCCCAAGCCCCAGCAGAGCGGAGCAGCGUGCGCCAGGCCCAGCCCGAGCCCCAGCAGAGCGGAGCAGCUCGCGCCAGGCCCAGCCCGAGCCCCAGCAGAGCGGAGCAGCGCGCGCCGGCCCCAGCAGAGAGCGGCCCCAGCAGAGAGCGGCCCCAGCACCCUUUUUUUGA